Eublepharis macularius is the source of this 1551-nucleotide messenger RNA. It is a transcript of the gene RIBC2, whose product is annotated as RIB43A domain with coiled-coils 2. NCBI's taxonomy places the organism in Eukaryota, Metazoa, Chordata, Lepidosauria, Squamata, Eublepharidae. The record is from RefSeq and is a predicted model, not a curated record. Bases 54 to 1307 code for a protein of 417 amino acids. The transcript has 8 exons.
AGGACGCUUUGAGUAGGCCGCGCUCUCUGGUGUCUCUUCAGCCGCCCCUCAGCAUGUCCAAAGCGGACCACGUGCCCGACCUGGCCGAGGCGGCGGCGCUGCAGAGGAGGCGCUUCAGGGAGCUGCAGCGGCAAAGCCGCGUGUUCGACACCCGAGCCCGCACCGUCGGGGUCGACUUGGAAGGUCUAGAUGCCCAAAUCAAUGAUAAAAGGAUUCAAGAAGCAACUCAAAGAGCAUGGGAUGAAUCAAUCGCUGCAGAAAUGAAACAGAAUGACAAGAUCAUGUGCAUUCUAGAGGAACGACGGAAAAAAGACACUCUCAAUAUAAAAAAAGCUCUCAAUGAAUUUCGCCAGAAUCAUCAGCAGCCAGAAAGACGGCAUGAAUUUGACUUGUCUGAUCCCCAAGCUCUAAAGAAAGCUGCUCCUGCUCGUGUGGCAGACAACGACCCUCGAUGUGCCGUUUCCGGCCUGCAGAAGUUUAUGGGAGAAGAUCUCAACAGUGAGAACAGGAGGAAAUUUCAGCAGGAGCAAACGAGGGAAUGGCUUCUGCAGCAACAAAAAGAUUGGGCAAAUGCACUGGCAGACCAAAAAUUUGCAGAUGGUCUCCGUGAUGCACAGAGAUUGGAACUUGACCAAAAGUCUAUGGACAUUCAUAGGAGCGAUGAAGAAACAAAACGAGCUAUUUGUAUCGCUACUAAAGAAUUCAAUAGAACUCAGGCCACUGUAUCUGGAGAAAAAAUGAAAUUAGAAAAGCAGCAAGAACUGGAAGAUAACAUGACUGAGAUUUCAAAUAUGCUGAAGGGAGAUCUGCUGUCAGAGAAUCCGCAGCAAGCUGUCAGCUCCUUUGGCUCCAAUCGAGUGAUAACUGACAGGUGGAAAGGGAUGAAUCAAGAUCAGCUGAAAGAAAUACAGGAUGUUCAGCUGCAGCAAGUCCUGGAGAAGCUGUGCCGCAGGAGUGCAAGAGUCACUGCCAGCUUUGUGCCCAGGCCAUGCUCUCGAAGAGUUGCUGUUGGUGGGAACUGGUGCAUCCAUAUCCUGGCUGUCAGAUUACAUCAUCAGAGGUUGGAGAAAGAGGAGCGUCAGAGAAAUGCAGAGUGGGACAGGAAGCGCAUCCAAGCUGCCCGGGCAGAAUUGCUUUGUGAGCGCCAUCAGCAACGCCAGAAUCGGGAGCUUCGGAGAGCCCUGGAUAGCCUCAAUGCUCAGCUCUCCCAGGAUCAGAAAAGAAGGAGAGCUGCCCUUGAUGAAGAAGUAUAUGCCAAUUUUCCAUCUGGCCAGUAUUACACACAGUUUAAUACAAGCAGUCGAUGAUGUUGGCGCCAGUAUUUUUAGAUGUGUAUCUCAAAUAUGCGUGGAAAUAUUUUGAAGAAAGUAAAUAUGUAAAAGAACGUAACAUCAGCAUUGUUUUUUCUUGGCAUAUGAAAAUUAUGAAACUUAAACUGUAGACCUUUUAUUUUAUAAUGAAUAAUAGUUAUAUGGAUGCAGACCCAAAACUGAAAUCUGAAUUAACCCUGAACUUAUGAAAGAAGGCAUAAACACUGCAACAAGCUGACGU